UUCGAGUUGGCGCAUGCGUACAACAGACCUGGAAGAAAGAUGGCGGACCGGGGGUGAAAGAGACAAGUCGUCGCCGAUUCUCCCACAAACAAACGAGUUUUUCUACCGGAUUUGGAAACCUGUACACCACCAGACGACAUGGAAGAGAUAGAUCAAAACAUCGACCCAGAACUGGAGGUCAAAAAACUCCAGGAUCUGGUGAAGAAGUUGGAAAAACAGAACGAACAGUUGCGGAACGCCCGUCGGUCGGGACAGUCCAUAACGGACUCGCCAACGAAGCAACGCAAGAUGAUGACUUCAACUCAGCAGAAGAACAGGGAGCAAGAACUCAACAAAAAACUGGCCAACAUGUCUCUAGACGAAGUGGAUUUAGUGAAAAUCAUGAGCGACGACGAAGAUGACGAAGAAAAGGAAGAUAGCUGGUUGUACGUGUCUCCUGCCCGCUCCGCCACCCCUACCCACAAGAACACCAGCCCCUACAAGUGGGUCCGCCAGGACUUCGAGAAGUCCAGCCCAGAAGUCGACUCCACAAGACAGAGUCUCUUAUUGAAACUAGACGAAUGUUCCAGAGGUUAUUCCUCUAUAUAUAGUCCCAAUGUAUCGAGAGAGUCAAAUGAUCACAUAGCUAGUUUAAGCCCCAUUGAGGAGGCAAGGCCCCCUAGCCCCACGAUACCCCAGAUCAAGCAGCAGCUGAGAGAUAUACGUACAAUCACUGCUUCCAAAUGGUCGUCUGCCAGCUCCCCCUCCAGGUCAGGCACCCUCACACCCAGCACUCCUCUGGACGAGGCGUUCCUGAGACGGAAGGAGAGCGAUGACGCAGACGAUGAAGACGAGGACAGCUACAAACUACAGGACAUGACAGACGUACAGGUCAUGGCCAGGAUUCAGGAGGAAACUUUGAGAAAGAGCCAGACUAGCACGCCAACGACACAAACCCCGCCAGGACGCGAAAACUCGCCCAGAAACAAGUCGUCCAAUAGCAAGGAGAACGUCCCUCCCCAACAGGGGCACGGGAGGGAAACCAACAUGGAUAAAAUCCUGAAAUCCGCCCGAGCCAUCCUCGAGUUCGGACACCAAGUGGAGAUGCGAGGAGGUUCAGCGCCGGAUGUGCUAGAAAGCAAUUUUCUUGCCAACGAAACGUUCCCGUUACUGGAGGAACUGCAAGGUCACAAGAAAGACAAGUUGAAACCCUAUGCCGAGGGCACAAAGCCACUCGGCAUAGAGCUAUUCAAAGCAAAGCCUAUUGUAUCCAGCAAAGUUGCAGACCCAAAGAGUUCUACUGAGCCAAAAAUGGGACUAAAUGCAGCAAUCGCUGAAGAGAAGAGCCGCCUAGAGAAGACUGCCGGUACUGCAUAUAGAGGCCAUGACAGCAGUGACAAAGUAAGCAAGGAAAUGAUUGAAAGUAAUGCCAAAAUGGAAAAAGAAAUGGCAAGGAUGGAAGAAAUCAACAAGAAGGAAUUACCUGAUGACUUCAGUAGGAAGCAAGCAGCUAACGUGAAGCAAGACAUGGUGAGAAAGCGACUUUUUGAAGAUGAUUAUUUGGAAUGGGAAGAUAAUGAAAGGGCAGAAGAGGUCGAGAGAGCUCAGAGGAGGGCUAAAGAGCAAGAAGAGAUGUCGGAGUUAACGCUUGAGGUCGCCAGGGCUACUGAAAUGGUGCAGAAUAUGCUGAAAGCUGAGGGAAAGUACAGAGAAGCCGACGAGAAAGGCGGUGAGAAUAGGGAGAAGAUAGAUGAGAAGUUACAAGAUGAUGGAAAGGAAAAUGGGUUGAGGCUUGAGGAGGUCAUAGGUCAAGAUGCUGAAACCAAGAAGGCAGAAAUGCAAGAAGAUAGCACUGCAUGCAAAGUAGAUGAGAAGGUCGAAAGGGCGUUCCAAGAUGGAGACCAAGAACCCAAAGUGUCAGUGGUCAUUCCUGAAGCUAGAAAUAGUGAAGUCAACGAGCCAACUCAUACACAAGAAGCAAAAUUUGGUCAUGCACAGGAGAAUGGCCAAGACGUAGCGGAAACGUCCGAACAAGCUCCGAAACCAAGGAAUAAGUUCUUCUCAGGAGACCACGUACCCACUCCAGAAGAGUUAGCAAACCUUGAUGAUUCGGUACAAGCUGUACCCGAGAGGUUUCUCGCAAGGAGUCCUCGGGAAGAUGACGACAAACCCCUUCCUCAAGGCGACAAACCAGUUCCUCAAGAUGACGACUUCGUUCCUGAAGACACAAGCAAGCUACCGGAGAGUUACUUGAAGCUGAAGCAGCUUCUUGCGGAGGGAGUUGAAGUGGAGGAGAGUGAUCUGAGCUUGAUUGCAGGAGGGAACAAGUCUUCAGAAACGAAACUAAAACACGAGACUAGUGGCUCCCUCAAGAUGGCCACAUCCAAGCAGAAGAGCAUCGGUGGCAAAUCUAUGCCUGCAAGAAAGUCGCCUGCCAGCAAAGCAAUGCAGUCACAGCUAAAGAAGACAGCACUUGGAGCGAGCCAACGUUCCCUACCAGCUCCAAAGACCCAAGCAUCUCCAGAACAGAACCAGAAUGCUGCCAGAAGAGUCGGUAGUCCUGAAGAACGUUCUGAAUCAGAUGACAGCAGUCUUGGUUUCUCGCGCGAUGACCGGAGCUACCGCUCCUUGCCGAGAAUGCCGCGGCCGCGGAAGGGAUCGGGCUCCACCGACAAGCCGCUCCUGACCCAAAACCUGCUGCAGAAGCGAUUCCUGGAGUCCAACGGUUACGACGCCUCUCAACAAGAAGAGACGAUGAAGUUUCAAGCCCUUCCCGAACACAGUCAUCUGGCAAAGUGGCUGAGCACGCAGAAUGCGCCAAAGCACUUGCCUGGAAGCUUGGAUCGUAAAGGAAUGAAGGCCGCUCGUUCAAGCAAACCAGAGGACGCCCGCAGUUCGAAGUCGGACAUGUAUCCUAUGACAGCGAAACGCAGAAGUGGUCUGAAACCUCCCCGUAGCUUCGGACUGAGUCUGCACUACCCCAUGGCACAUGCUUUAAAAAGUAACGACCCAGAAGGAUGUCAUAGCCCGUCUUCGGACGUCGUUAGAGGGACUUCGCGCGAGCGGCGUACGUCAGAGCCAGAAGGGUACAAGACGCCCAGCUCGGACAACAGCGGGAGUCUCCUGCACGUGGAGGACGUGAAACUGGUGGCGCGGCUUCAGGAAGAAAGUUUACGCCAAGAGCUAUCUCCAAGAAGACUGUCGUCUCCAAGACAAAGACCAGAUACUCUACCGUACGACGACGGUGACCCGUUCCCAGAGGACGAAUACGAGUCUCCGAGAAACCUGUACUACUCCCCGCGGGACUCCCGGAGCUCCUCCCGGUCACAGUCACCUCAGCGCCACCUGGGAGACUCCCCCAGGAACCAGUCCCCGAAAGUGCAGAGAAAACAAUAUUAUACUAAUGAUGACAAUAGAAGUGGAAGUAGUAACCUUAGUGGGAGCAACAGCAGCCUCCACAGUACCCCUGUCAAUGGGGAGGGUAGAGAGAAACAACCACUAAGACGCAGUAUGCCCAACCUCUCCAAAUCCACAGUCCCAGCUACUAACCAGCAGUCAAGCCCCUCCCGGAACAGCCAGAACCAGGAGUCCAAGAUGAGGACCCCGACCUCCACUGGCAGCCCAGCAGCUCAGAGCCAGAGUGGACUCAGACAACCUCAGCUUCGUCAGUCCGGGUCAGGUAUUCCGCGAGGCACCGGCAUCCCCACACGACAAUCUCCGCAGGCCAAGAGCGGCAUCCCCAGACCGGGACAGAGAAGAGGCAUACCUGUGCCCAAAAGUGGAAUCCCGACCCCCGGGAGUGGGAUCCCCAGGGCGGGGAUGCGAGGGAUGCGUGGCGACGACAACUGGAGGGAGGGAUGUUACUGAUGACCUCACGUUUCCAUGGAUACCACAGUCUUCCAGUGUUGCAAUCAAUUCUGAACCUUCACCUUUGAACUUUGAACUGCUGGCUGGAUUCAGACCUGAUUAAAAUGGACUACUACUACUACUCCUGAUGGCUUGAAUCUUUGAAACUAUAUUAAGCUUUCAUUCCGAAUCCAUCCAGCUAAAAGAUAUAUAUUGAAAUAGCCUUUACGACGUGUUAUGAAAUAAAGUUGGGAAAACAAAGAAUAGAACUACAAAGUACAAAAGAAAAAAAACAAUCUAGGCCUUUUUUAAAGUUAUUCAAAUCAGGCCAAUACUACUCUUACAGCAACUUGAUAUUCUUGAAGAAGUAUAACUUUUAAUUCUUAUGCUGUUGUAUCUUUCUACGAGAUCAAGUUUUAAAUGCAGAAAAAAAUACAUUGCUGUUGUAAGAUGGCAGAUUCUAAACUGACUUGUAAGACCAUCUAGGAAUAAGACAGAUUUACACGUGUUUAAAGGCUUGAAAGCACAAUCAAAAUUAUCCUCCAAAUUAUCCAACAUAGCUCACUGUCCCUGACCUACAACAAAGGCUGGGGUUACAUUGCUCUCCAUUAUAUAGGCUUGCUGCAUGGCAUUUAAUGUACAUGUACGUCCGAGUUUAUAGGCUCAUGAAUGUUAAUGACGAUUAGGUCACUACACAGAAUGUGAUCUUUACUGUUGAUUUGCAUCGGUCUCAUGAAAAAGCCUGUUUUGUCCAUAUAAUGGCCAAUGUGCUGCGAACACCUUUGUGAAUAUUUCAACAAUGUGUAAGAAGAAGAACUAUUUUCACUCUCAAUAUGAUAUUCAGCAUGACCACAUUCUGAGAAAGUCAAUGCGGAAACUUAAUUGUCAGUCACAAGCAUAUGAUUGAUAGGAUUUCGGUAGUGAAACAGCGCACUUAAGUGGCCACUGUCAGUUGUACAUGCUAGAUCUUAAGGCCACUUAACUUGAUUUUAUAGACGAUAUUCUCCCGAACUGUCAACUUCAAUGUUAGAGUGCAAGAAAAUAUGGCCUGUUUUUCAGCAACCAUUUUACAGCAAGACUUUUACGACAUUUACAGAAGGAUCACAACCUUAAAUUGCGUAACUGCUAGUACUGGGUAAGGCCAAUCUCAUGUGAUUAUAUGGAUGACAUCCUAUGGGCAAUCUAAUACAUUGUACAGUAACUGCGAACCAGCAUAGAAUUAGUUAACGUUGUCUUCAUUAUGAAAGCUUAGUGGUCAGGAAGGUUAAGGAAAUGACUGACUGAACACACAGAACAUGGUAUACCAAACAAUGAAUCUUUGUUUCUUCCACAUUUUCUUUGACUUUGGAAGGCUUCAAUAUUUUUUUUUUUGCAAUCAAUAGCACAUACUAAAGAUUUUAUCAUUUGCAGCUUUUUACAAUUUUCAGUAUGAUUAAAACUAUUUUUUUGUUUGAAACAAAAAACAUUGAUGUGCACAUGGAUGUCAUCCAUAUAAUCAAGUCAGUGUGGCCUAAGUUUGGCUUUAAACAGCAACUUCUUGACUUGCAGGGUGUGAGCACAGAUCCCUGCCCAUGUGUCCAAUGGUGCGUGUUCCUUUAAAACCUUUUUCUUUCUUUCUUUUGGGAACAGGCAACAAUGCUAUGAUGGAAAUGGUAGCCAUGAAACCGAGCUUGUGUGGUCUAAUAUGUGUUCUUUGCUCUGAAUAUUGUAUGCUGUUUGAUACCUCUGAUACCAGCCUGUGAAUAUGUCAGGUCUUCACCUGUGGCUGUGAAUAUCAAUAAGCUCCUCUUUGGUUGGCUGGCUAAAAGCUGUUGGUCAAAAAUGGGUCCCAAGUGGACCAAUCAAGGCCUUUGGUACACCUGCUCUUGAGUGUGUUUUGAAACCUUAUCUGCCAUCUCCAUAUUGUAAUACUGUUGAAAAAUGAUAUUGAACAUUCUGUAAUAUAUUGUUUCACAAGUAAAAU
Branchiostoma floridae (Florida lancelet) is the source of this 5788-nucleotide messenger RNA. RefSeq lists its product as uncharacterized. The coding region runs from base 139 to 3846 and encodes 1235 amino acids. NCBI's taxonomy places the organism in Eukaryota, Metazoa, Chordata, Leptocardii, Amphioxiformes, Branchiostomatidae. The record is from RefSeq and is a predicted model, not a curated record. Gene Ontology annotation, biological process: microtubule nucleation; positive regulation of microtubule polymerization; cytoplasmic microtubule organization. The transcript has 12 exons. Gene Ontology annotation, cellular component: microtubule plus-end.